Messenger RNA from Lutzomyia longipalpis, 2800 nucleotides. RefSeq names its product SH2B adapter protein 2 (gene Lnk). Gene Ontology annotation, molecular function: transmembrane receptor protein tyrosine kinase adaptor activity. The coding region runs from base 305 to 1864 and encodes 519 amino acids. The transcript has 8 exons. Gene Ontology annotation, cellular component: plasma membrane. Gene Ontology annotation, biological process: intracellular signal transduction. Lineage: Eukaryota; Metazoa; Arthropoda; Insecta; Diptera; Psychodidae. The record is from RefSeq and is a predicted model, not a curated record.
UUUGAUAUAUCAGUGGAAAAAAAAUAUGGCUGUUUUGAUUUUGAUAAUGAAGAAAAAUUGGAAUUUUCACUAAGAAAUCAACAAGCAAAUACGGAAUAAAUAUUGAAAAAGUGGCGUGGAAGUGAAGAGGAAUACGGCAGAAACGACAAUUUCCGCAAUAUCCUUUUGGGAAAUUCAAAAAUUAAAAUGUUAAUCUUGUUUGGAGCGAAAACCUUUUCUCUAAUCUUCUAAAAAUACGCGAUUUUAGCAUUUUGUGCGUAGAGAGGAAAAUUGCAUUUUAAUACGUAACUCCUUUAAUGCAAAUAUGGCAGUUGCGGUGGAUGUUCCAAGUGGUAGUGGUGGAAACACAUGCUGGACUGAAUUUUGUGAACGACACGCAAGGGCUGCUGCGUCUGAUUUUGCCAAAUCUUGUGUACACUAUAUGGUUAAUAAUCUUCCGGAAGCUGCACGUACAACUGUCUCCCAUAGGGAUUUCAUGAGAAAAUUCAUUGAAUGCUUCUCUGAUCAUUUUGAUACGGAAUUUAACAGACGACGGGUUCAUCAUAAGACUGGAAAUGGUAAUGCGACUGUUCUCGAAGAAAGUGACUACUCAGAGGAUACGGAUUCACCAAAAAUUACCCACAAACCCUUCUUUCGACGAUUAUCAUUUAAAGGACUUCGCAAAGGAAAGGCAUUUUUUCACAAACAAAACUCAGAUGAAACUGAAAUAUCCAGUGCUCGUCAAAUGAAGACAAAGCUCUCAAAGAUCGUUGUGGAGUGUCGAAAGGAAGGCUAUGUGAAUUAUUUAACACCCGAAAGUCUCGAUCAGCCCGGGGGUAUUCAUAAAUGGGAAAAAUGUCGAUUAGCUCUUGUAAAGACCGUCGGUGGCUACAUGUUGGAAUUCUAUUCACCACCAAAGUCUCAAAAGCCCCGUAGUGGAGUAUUUUGUUUUCUAAUAUCAGAAGCUCGUGAGACUACGGCACUGGAGAUGCCAGAUCAUGAGAAUACGUUCGUUCUGAAGGCAGAUAAUAAUAUGGAAUAUGUAAUUGAGGCCCAUGAUACGGAUGAUAUGAGAAGUUGGUUGGCAACCAUAAGAUAUUGCAUGCGAAGUACACCAACAACACAAAUACCCGAUCAAGCGCUGUUGGUGGUGAGUACGGCACCCAAUGCAACGGCAACACCUAUUCCGGGACCUGAAAAUACAGCCAGUAGCCCCGUUCCGGAAGUACCACCACGACGUCCGGGUGAACGAAUCUCAUCAUCGAGCAAUUUUGAAUUGACUGAAGGUGAUCUAGAGCCUGUCCAUGAGACUGAUACCGACUUGACGGCAAUGAUGCGUGAAUACCCUUGGUUUCACGGUACACUGCCACGUUCAGAUGCUGCCCAGCAAGUCCUGCACGGUGGUGCCAGUGGACAUGGGGUCUUCCUCGUGCGACAAAGUGAAACGCGCAAAGGGGAAUUUGUGUUAACUUUCAACUUUCAAGGACGAGCCAAACACCUCCGUAUGACGCUCAAUGAUAAGGGCGAAUGUCGUGUGCAGCAUUUGUGGUUCCCAACCAUUACGGAAAUGCUGGAGCAUUUCAGGCAAAAUCCAAUACCAUUGGAAUCCGGGGGGACAGCAGAUGUAACAUUAACGGAAUACGUAGUCCAUCAGCCAACUGCCCAAUUGACAACGUCUGUUUCACCGAGACAUCCUUCUGUGCAGGUAAUUACAAUUGGUGGAAGUGUGAGAGUGAAGACUUGUGAUCUUGAACUACCUCCCCCAAUUAUUGCACAAGCGGUUGUAACACCAGCACCAGUACAAGCAUCCCAAGCUCAUACAUCACAGAAUAAUUCUGACAAUGAUAACGGACGUGCUGUAGGUAAUCAGUAUAGUUUUGUGUAGUUAAACUAUAUACAAUGCAAAACACUAUACAACACUACAUCCUACACAUUAUAUAUUUUAUGUAAAUGUCUAUACCACACAGUCUCUAAACAAAACAACAAAAAAGUCUCUAUAAAAUAGAACGUAAAAGAGACAAAAAAAGUAUAAUGAGAAAAAUAAAAUUUUAUUGUCUUAAUUAUACCAAUAAAUAUGACUAAUAUUAUAUAUUAUUACCUACUAAUAUAAAAAAAAUAAUAUUUUGCUUUGUAAAUACAACAUACAUAAUUAUAUAUAGAUGAAUAAGAUGAAGAUGAAGCUUUUAACGAUAAACUCUAUUUUACUUUAUAUAAAGUGCCAUAUUGAUACAUAAUACUAUUCUUGUAUGAUAUACAGUGUCAUAUAUAAAUGUAUAUAGGGGAGGGUGGUGUGGAGUGAGUCAAAAAAACCAAUCACACAAAUACAUUUUUCAAAAAUCAGUGGAAAUAAAAAGGAUUCCUUCACUCAAUUAAAUAAAGCUCAAAAUGUGAACAAAGUUCAUACCAAAAAAGAAAUCUUAUUUGUGGCCAUAUUUUUGAUUCUUUUUUAGAAUUUUUUAUAGAAGAAACAUCACAAUUUUUUAAAGAUUUUAAGAUCCUCUCCAGCUCUUCCCAAGUUAAGUCUUUCCGUACUUUUGCUUCUCUGUGAGACUGAUCAUCAAUAUACUAAAGACAAAUUUUAUGGAAAAAUGAUUAAAAUUAAAUCAAAGAAACUGAAAUACUUUUAAUGAAAUUUAUUUCUUAAUUUUAUUUUUGGAGUAUAAAUCGACUAAAUACUCACCCCACUCCACCUCUAUAAAGUAACCAAAUUAGAUUUUCUCUGCAAAAUAAAUUCAAAUCAAUAUGUAAACUUAUUUAUAUAUUGUAUGAAAAAAAAAUAUGAAUGAAAUAAACAUCAAAUUACCUUUAUGAGUGUAAGAAA